Messenger RNA from Stomoxys calcitrans (stable fly), 738 nucleotides. RefSeq names its product small ribosomal subunit protein uS13 (gene RpS18). The transcript is spliced from 3 exons. The record is from RefSeq and is a predicted model, not a curated record. Bases 81 to 539 code for a protein of 152 amino acids. Lineage: Eukaryota; Metazoa; Arthropoda; Insecta; Diptera; Muscidae. Gene Ontology annotation, biological process: translation. Gene Ontology annotation, molecular function: RNA binding; structural constituent of ribosome. Gene Ontology annotation, cellular component: cytosol; small ribosomal subunit; ribosome.
ACUGUCAAACUUUGACGUUUGGUGAACAUCCGUUUUUCUGUCUUUUUCGGCUUAAAAUCGGUCGCUACCAAAAGGGCAAAAUGUCGCUCGUUAUCCCAGAAAAGUUUCAACACAUUCUGCGUAUCAUGAAUACCAACAUUGAUGGUAAACGCAAAGUUGGUAUUGCCAUGACCGCCAUCAAGGGUGUGGGUCGCCGUUACUCCAACAUUGUGUUGAAGAAGGCCGAUAUUGAUUUGACCAAACGUGCCGGUGAAUGCACCGAAGAAGAGGUUGAAAAGGUGGUAACCAUCAUCGCCAACCCAUUGCAUUACAAAGUUCCCAACUGGUUCUUGAAUAGACAAAAGGAUAUCAUUGAUGGCAAAUACAUCCAAUUGACCUCUUCCAUGUUGGAUUCCAAAUUGCGUGACGAUUUGGAACGCUUGAAGAAGAUCCGCUCCCACCGUGGUCUCCGUCACUACUGGGGUCUCCGUGUACGUGGUCAACACACCAAGACUACCGGUCGUCGUGGUCGCACUGUCGGUGUAUCCAAGAAGAAGUAAACAUACUAUCCUUUUCGGGUACUAGUACAUCGUAUGUUGCAGUCUGUGUUUUAUUUAUACCAACUCUACCAACCACAACAUCUUUUCAUCUUCAAAUAUUGUUUUGUACAAUGUGAAACAUGAAAAUCCAAAAAACAAUUUUUGGAAUUUUCAAUUCCGGCACCUAAUAAGAGUGUGUUCUUGAUGAGAAAAAAAGUGA